UAUUCCGAUUUGGCGCCGUCAAUGGCAGUUUGUACCGAUGGCAGUGAAGAUGCGGAGACAUUUCCGGCUCUUCGUCAUUUUACUUGUGGCGAUAGUUGUUCUGUUUUCCGCUGCGGUUUUGCUGCUUUUGUCCGGCAAUGACAGCAGAAAAAUCAUCUUCUUGCUGGACGACGAAGCCGAAGACGACCUGACAGGGCACGAGCAAUUGCAGUUUUUAAUCGACCUGACGCCGAUGCUGGACGAUCCGGCCGAUUUCCAGCAAAAUUACGGCGACGACGUGAUUUUCUUCACAGAGACGUCCGGCACGGGGCGCGUGCACGUCAGGGCAGUUUGCACCCUUGAGGCGGUUUCUACCUUCAACCCCGAAACGCACGUUUUUCUCGUCUUCACGCGAAAUUUGCUGGAAAUCAGUCUCAGUCGCAACCCUGCCCUGGCCGAUCUGCUCAAGCGGAUGCAAAACGUCCACUUGGCCACCGUCGAUUUCCGGCAGGCUGUGAAAGAUACGCCUUUGGAGGAACUUUCAACAAGUCGGCUUGCGAAGUCUCCGUACCCAAAUGAGCACCUGAGCGACUUGUUGCGGCUCGGCCUGCUGUGGAAACUGGGCGGGACGUACAUGGACCUCGACCUGCUCACUUUCAAGAGCCUCGCGCCGAUCGUGCGCCUCAAGAAUUUUCUCACCGCCGACGCCGUCGACAGGCUCAACACGUGCAUGCUGGGUUUUCAGCGGAACCACCCUUUUCUCGAGUUCCUCAUGAAAAUCGUCAGCGAGCACUACGACCCCUUCGAGUACCCCACCGUGCCCCAGGCCUUCAACAUUGCGACUCGCAAGUACUUCGACUUGCCGGUCGCCGACGUUCUGGCCAUGGGCAAAGUCUCGGACGUUUCUUUUCUGAACGUGUCCGUGAUUAGUCCGGUGGAGUACGAAGACUUCAUGGACUUGUACGGUGGAAAGGGCAAAGUCGGGCUGGUGGAAAAACUGCUGGAAAACAGUUUCGGUGUCCACCUGUGGGGCAGCAAGAGUUCAAAUUUGAAGUUUAAACUUCAAUCGAAAGCGCCUUUCGUUGUUUUGGCCAAAAAACUCUGUCCUCGUGCCAUCGAAUAUACUCCACGAUAUUUAUGAUUAGAAAUUUUUUUCUUGGAACACUUUUAAAUGAUUAUUAUGUAAAUUCGCUCCAAAAAGAAUUCUGACAAUGGAUCUUUGUGAAUUGUUUCCUAUUAUUUAUAUACAAAAUUUGUGAGACUAAAAACGGUUUCCUUGGACUUUAUUAUAUCCUUAAAUUUUCAAUAUUGUUACCAUUAAUAAUAAUUUAAUAAAAAACGCUGGAAAUCUCAUUAGAAAUUCAUGCACAUUGUGAUUAGUGCCAUGAAGAAAUAAAAAACGCUUGGAAAUAUUAUUUCAGAAAUUAAAUAAAUUAUGUUUCGAACUAUCAAUUUAAGAAGAAAAAUGUUGUAAUUUACGUUAGCAAUUGAAUAUUAUUGGCAUGUUCAUUUUUCAAAAUGUACUUUUAAUUUGUUAAAUAUCAGCUUGUUUCAUUUCAACAGCUCAUGAAUUAGGGUUGCAAACCGCAACCGAAACUAGUAGAGCAGGGAUUGUCUGUAUCGUGCAGAAAAAAUUUGCCCAUUUUGAUUCAUAAAAAAAAUAUGAACACCUCGAGUUUCAAAAAGUUCCACAACAACAACUACAAGAACCUCUAUAGAAAUUUUGUAAAUUCAAAAUAUAUAGAAGAAACUACAAUAAAAAAUAGA
Neocloeon triangulifer is the source of this 1746-nucleotide messenger RNA. RefSeq names its product lactosylceramide 4-alpha-galactosyltransferase-like. The record is from RefSeq and is a predicted model, not a curated record. Gene Ontology annotation, molecular function: hexosyltransferase activity. Lineage: Eukaryota; Metazoa; Arthropoda; Insecta; Ephemeroptera; Baetidae. Bases 38 to 1120 code for a protein of 360 amino acids. The transcript is spliced from 2 exons. Gene Ontology annotation, biological process: glycosphingolipid biosynthetic process.